AUGUUGGAAAAAACAUCCGGUAUGGAUAAUCCGUUAUCCAAAGAAGAUUAUUUAAUAAUGAGAGCUAAGAAAGCAUUGCCGGGCGAUAUUUAUGCCGCUAAGUCCUGGCUGAUUACUGCAAGAUCUUUAUUUCCACAUAGCGCAAAAGUUCAGUUUGAGGCAUAUCGUAUCGAGAAACUGUCAAAGAAUGUAAAAGAGGCAGCAAAAUGUUUUAGCGAGAUGUUUCAAAAUUUUCCGGAUGAUCGUGAUAUAUGGAAAGAGAUAGAAACGGUGACAAUGUGUCUUCGCUUAGAACAAUGUGAUAGCGAAGCUGAAUUUUUAUGUCAAAUGUUCCAACACAUCCCACAGGAUUUACAACAUAGGUUGCUCAUAAUGACAGCAGAUCAUAGCGAAGAUACAAUGGAACAUUGUAAAUUAUUGCUAUUAUUACUACGCAAGUUUCCUCAAACUAUAGCAACUCAUGGACCACAAGUUUAGUGGAAACUUUGUUAACUGCAGAGAAACACAGUCAUCCAGGUAGAACUGUGAAUGGUUUCAAAAGAUUAUUAGCAUGCGAAACAUUACC
Cyphomyrmex costatus is the source of this 565-nucleotide messenger RNA. Its product is annotated as integrator complex subunit 10. The record is from RefSeq and is a predicted model, not a curated record. Lineage: Eukaryota; Metazoa; Arthropoda; Insecta; Hymenoptera; Formicidae. Gene Ontology annotation, cellular component: integrator complex. Bases 1 to 477 code for a protein of 158 amino acids. Gene Ontology annotation, biological process: snRNA processing. The transcript has 4 exons.